UCUUUUUCUGAUGAGUGAACGUUAGUAAUUUUGAGGUUGAAAAAAAGCUCAUAAGAAUUAUCUUUAACAGCUAGAACCCAAAACUCAUAUAACUUCACGCAAAACGUUAAGUUUCAAAUAUAUCUCAGAACAAUAACACAUACUCCACAAUGGUUGGGCUCGACGCUGAUAUGAAUAGAGACGAAGACUGUGACAAUAUUGGUCUAGGAUGUGCCUUAGAGCACUUUUCAGAGGUUGAUGAUGUACUAAACAUGAUAGACAAUGUGAAAAAUAUAUAUGAGACUCCUGCAAUAUUCGAGGGAGAGUACGAUAAACUCUACAAUAUUCUUAAACAGUAUUAUGAGCAGCGGCACCUCCUGGAUCCCCAUUUAGACAAGAUAUUAGCGAAGUUCAUGACUAUUAUUAAGGAUAAAAGUUCUUUACCUGAAUUAAAGCAUGCAACUUUCAAUUACAUGUAUCAAAUAAUAAGAGUACGGGGGUAUAAAGUGGUUGUAAGACAUCUCCCACAUGAGGUAACAGAUCUGCUGACUAUACUAACAUUCCUUGAAGCUCAAAAUCCAAAUGAUAAAGAAACAUGGAGAAGCAGAUUUGUGUUAUUACUAUGGCUUUCAAUUGUUGUCAUCAUUCCUUUCCACAUGAGCCGCUUAGACGGGUUUGCUCCAGAACAACCUGGUGCAAGUUCUUCAAAAAAAUUAACAGUAAUGGAAAGAAUAUUUAAUAUCUGCAAAACUUAUGCUUUAAGUAAGGAUACUUGUGCCGAAGCUAGUGCAUACUUGGCUUCAAAAUUCCUGAUAAGGUCUGAUGUUAAGGAAUUAUACAUGAGUCCAUUUUUCAAUUGGGCCUGUGAUAUACAUUCCAAUAUUCAAGAGGAGGACACCAUCCACUAUGGAGUUUUAGCUGCUGUGGCAGCUGUGUUGAAACAUGGAAAACGGGAUGAUUUGCUUCCAUUUGCAUCCAAACUUCUUGAAUGGGUCACAAAGCAAAACUAUAAGAACCAUAAAGCUAUGCUCGUGCGAAAGUAUGGCGUAAAAAUCGUACAGAGAAUUGGCUUAACUUUUCUUCGUCCCCGUGUCGCUGCGUGGAGGUAUACUCGUGGAUCUCGUUCACUGGCGAUGACCUUAGGUGGUGUUGCAGCUGCUGGAGACACAGAGCCUAUCACUUCACCACCCGACGAAGAUGAUCAGGAUAUACCACAAGAGGUCGAAGAUGUUGUGGAACUUCUCCUGUGUUCCCUGCGUGAUGAUGACACAGUAGUGCGGUGGUCAGCCGCGAAGGGCGUAGGCCGUAUUGGGGCGCGUCUACCCGCCUUAGCUGCGGCUGACGUGUGUGAAAGUGUCCUUACUUUGUUCGCGGAACACGAAAGGGACACCGCAUGGCAUGGCGGAUGUAUGGCGCUUGCUGAAUUAGCACGACGAGGGCUCUUAUCGCCGACCCAACUGUGCGAGGGUGUACGUUGUGCAGUGCGUGCUCUGUCACGUGACGAAGUGCGUGCGGUGGGCGCUCGCGCGGCGCGUGACUCGGCGUGUCACGCUGCCUGGGCCUUCGCAAGGGCAUACGAUGCGCAGGCGUUGGCCCCACACGCAGUGGCCUUGGCUAAUGCACUAAUUGCCACUGCUUGCUUUGAUAGAGAGAUAAACUGCCGUCGCGCAGCCGCAGCUGCCUACCAAGAGAACGUAGGCCGUCAUGGUAUGUUCCCUCACGGGAUAUCUGUACUCACUACAGCGGACUUCCACUCAGUUGGUCCAAGGAGUAACGCCUACUUAAUCGUGGCCCCUCAAGUUGCUGCCUUUCCCGAGUACACACAGCCCCUAAUUGACCACCUGGUGGACCUUAAGGUGGGACAUUGGGACUUCGCUGUUAGGGAGUUGGCCGCUAAAGCUCUGAAUAAACUUACCGAUAAGAUUCCAGAUUACAUGGCCACCAUAGUUUUACCCAAGCUAGUACAAAAGACAGAGUCGAUGGAUUUGAACUUACGUCAUGGUGCCAUACUCGCUAUAGGAGAAGUUAUCUACGCACUAUCCCAAACUAAGUUACCUAACGGUUCUAAAGCGGAUUCAUUAGUUCCUGAGGAAGUGAUAACGUGUAUUCGGUCCCUGGUUGGGCGUUUGUUUUCUCGACAGCAGUUCCGAGGAUUGGGCGGGGAAUUGAUGCGACAGGCGUGUUGCCAUUGCAUCUCUAAGCUUUGUCUUGCGCAUGCGCCGAUGUACGAGCUCGAUACUAUCGAUGAGUGGCUGAAUCUGAUAGAAGAAUGUCUGUCCCACGAAGUACAAGUGAUUCGGGAGAAGGCAAUCGAAGCUUUGCCUUUAGUGUUCCAAGAGUAUUUGCAAAACGACGAGUUCGUUUACGAUGGCGUUAAUACGAAGGAGAAACGCGCGCAGCUGAUGAAGAAGUAUUGUGAACAACUAUCCAAUACUGGCGUUAACGGACUGUUGUUUAGAAUGGGAUAUGCCAGGGCUGUAGGAUCUCUCCCAAAAUUCGCUUUAAUCGAACACCUACCACUAGUAAUCCGUUCCCUCAUAGAGUGUACUAAAGUGACCGAAAGUACCGCAAAAUGGGCAGAAGCACGUCGUGAUGCUGUAGUGGGUCUCACUGAUGUGUGUCAGACUCUGGGAGUUGUGGGUGUUGAAGAGCACGUCUCGGAUGUGACGCAGGCUUUAUUAGAUUGCCUCGCUGAAUACACGAUUGAUAUGAGGGGAGAUGUUGGUGCCUGGGUACGCGAGGCUAGUAUGACCGGUUUGUUAUCAAUUUGCCGUCAAAGCGCAUCAGAUGCACCACACCUAAACAGCCCGGAAGUGAUAAGCGCAGUGAUGUGUGGUGUCGCGCAACAAGCUGUAGAGAAGAUCGAUAGGACGCGUGCGCACGCCGGAAGGAUAUUUACUGCGUUGAUUUAUAACGAUCCGCCAGUCGCAAAUAUCCCUCAGCACGAUGCUCUGAAACGCAUAUUUCCCUUCGAAGAAGUAGAAGUGAAGCCCCAACGUCAAGAGGAAGAGCAUAAUUUAACCAGCGAGAACUCGAAUGUCGUGCUUUGGCUGUUCCCGGGACAUACGAUGCCAAGAUUCGUCCAACUAUUAAACUUUCCCGCUUACAGGUACCAUGUCAUUAAGGGCCUGAUUGUGAGCGCUGGAGAAUUAACCGAAAGCCUGGUAAAACACACGACACAGUCCCUAUUCUCAUACUUGAACUCACUUCACGAAGAUCUCGAUACGUUGAAGAGCAUUUGUGAUACGAUAAUACGAGUGUUCGCUGAUAAUCUUCACGUGAAACGGAUCACUGGACCAAUUUUUAAUUUCCUCGACAGACUCCUGAGUUCAGGUUCACUAUCUCCCAUACUCGAAGACAAGGAGUCUACGUUUGCUAAAGAUGUAUUGAAGCAUUUGCAAUUGGAGCUUCGAGGUGGGAAAAACAUCUACAAAUUAUUGGAUUCUAUUAAUGUGUUGUGCCAACUUAUUCAGGUGGGGGGUGCUGUAUGCGCGAAUUCGCUGGGUAUGCUCGUGAUAUAUUUGUGCUAUGGCGAACGGUAUGUCCGUCGAUGUGCGGCUGCCCGCCUAUAUGAGGCGCUCACACUCUAUGGGGACGUCUGUGACCUACCCGCAGAGAACCUUGAUCAGGUAAUGUCAAUUUUGGCAGACACAGACUGGGAAAAGGACGUAAAUGAAUUGAGGCCCAUAAGAAAUGAGAUUUGCGAUCUCAUGGGAAUAAAAAGGCCGGUUAUGAAAGCUAAGAAGCCUUAAAACCGGUUUUGACUCCU
Messenger RNA from Pieris rapae (cabbage white), 3748 nucleotides. RefSeq names its product tubulin-specific chaperone D (gene TBCD). The record is from RefSeq and is a predicted model, not a curated record. Gene Ontology annotation, cellular component: lateral plasma membrane. Gene Ontology annotation, molecular function: GTPase activator activity; beta-tubulin binding. The transcript is spliced from 18 exons. Lineage: Eukaryota; Metazoa; Arthropoda; Insecta; Lepidoptera; Pieridae. Gene Ontology annotation, biological process: adherens junction assembly; post-chaperonin tubulin folding pathway; bicellular tight junction assembly. The coding region runs from base 150 to 3731 and encodes 1193 amino acids.